Molecule: messenger RNA, 2190 nt
Organism: Salvelinus sp. IW2-2015
Lineage: Eukaryota; Metazoa; Chordata; Actinopteri; Salmoniformes; Salmonidae
Product: lens fiber major intrinsic protein-like
Biological process (GO): water transport; transmembrane transport
Cellular component (GO): plasma membrane
Molecular function (GO): water channel activity
Source: RefSeq, a predicted model, not a curated record
GGGCCCUCUCCCCUCCGUCAGAGAGGCUAAAACGUCCACAGGACACUCCGUCUAUCCCUGUCUCUAUUCUAGAACCACUCCUCUAGCAUCAAUGCACACCUCUUGACAACUAUUCUGAGACACACACUCCCCCCACACACACACACACCCCUAUGUCUCUACGACAGGCGGCUAGUGGAGGCAAGCAAAGCUGAGUUGAUGUUCGACUGCCUGCGAGUCAACUCCAGAUCGUUCGUAGAUUAGAAAUAGAUCUGUCGGUGGAUUCCUCUGUUGACUUUUUAAACCGUUUGUCUUCCAACUGAUUGGCUCAGUGAGACAACGUUUAGGUCAGCCCAGCUAGCUGACUGCCAAAGGGAAAUCACUUUUUUUUUUUUUUUGUGCAUCAGAAACAGUACAAAAAGAUCACCUAGACUUUUAGAAGGUACAAGCUUUUUCUAGAUUCACCCCAACAACUUUUUCCCCAAGAACAUUUCCCGUUCCGAGGAGCGUCCAGUGAACGGUCAGCAUGUGGGAGUUCCGGUCCAUGGCGUUUUGGCGGGCGGUCUUCGCUGAGUUCUUCGGUACCAUGUUCUUUGUGUUUUUCGGCAUUGGCGCUGCGCUGCGCUGGACCACUGGGCCUCACCACAUCCUGCAUGUGGCGCUGUGCUUCGGCUUGGCGGCUGCCACCAUCAUCCAGUCCAUCGGCCACAUCAGCGGCGGCCACAUUAACCCGGCCGUCACUUUCGCCUAUCUGGUAGGCUCCCAGAUGUCCCUGUUCCGCGCUUUUUUCUACUGGGCUGCCCAGUUUCUGGGGGCCGUGGCCGGAGUCGCCGUGCUCUAUGGGGUCACCCCAAAAAACAUGAGGGGCAACAUGGCUCUCAACAUGCUGCAGCCUGGCAUCAGUCUGGGCAUGGGCACCACAGUGGAGGUGUUUCUGACCAUGCAGCUGGUGAUUUGUGUCUUUGCCGUGACGGAUGAGAGGAGGAACGGACGCAUGGGCUCUGCUGCCCUGUCCAUCGGCUUCGCUGUCACCGUCGGACACCUCAUGGGGAUGUACUACACUGGUGCUGGAAUGAACCCUGCUAGGUCUUUUGCCCCCGCUGUACUCUUCAGGAACUUUGUCAACCACUGGGUGUACUGGGUGGGUCCCAUGAUAGGAGGUGCUAUGGGCGCUCUUCUGUACGAUUUCAUGCUGUUUCCCCGCAUGCGCGGUCUGUCUGAGCGCCUGGCCACACUGAAGGGCAGCCGACCCCCCGAGACGGAGACCCAGCAGGACACCCGCGGGGAGCCCAUCGAGCUCAAGACACAAGCCCUAUAAGCCUGUCCCUAUCUGGGGACGAGGGAUGAGGGACAGGCCCUGUGUCGACCAACCCCCGUGCUGCCCCCAACCCGUCAACACACACACACUCACUCACACAGACUCACUAACUAACACACAGACACACACACUCACAUUGAGACACACUGACUAAACCUGCAGAUUCAGACAUGUAUUUAUACACAAACUGUACACACACCCAUACACAGACAGGUUCACAACCUUCAACCUCAACAUGCAACGAGACUCCUCUCCCUCCAACCUCACUCUGUAUACUGAAUUGGACAUUGUGUUUGAUAGAGGCGAACAGGGCCUGCUCCAACAGUCCCACUAACCUCCCCUCGUCCUCCUCCUCCUCAGCCACACCAAGUCUUCCCUUCACACAUCCACAUAGACGCAAGGACCAGACCUGUCACCACAGAUGCAUGUGGGUGAGGUGUAGGUGGGCACCCACUGGGCACAGACGUCAAUUCAACAUCUAUUCCCACAUUGGUUCAACGUUGAUUCAACCAGUGUUUGCCCAGUGGGGAUGUAGGUUUGGGUGGGGUAAGAGGUAAGGGCAUGGGUGGGCUUUGGGCAGGUGAGGGUAUAGGAUAGAGGGUAGGGGGUAGGGGUGAGGAUAGAGGGGCAACACUCCAGGUUUUUAGUCGGAUAGGGUUGUGUUAGAUCAGUAAAGAUGGGCAUGCUUUUUCAUUACGCAUCGGAUUUAUCGCUCUCAAUUUUUUUCAGUUGUUUUCUGCACUUCAGACACAAGACGUGGAUGUAUGAUACCAUUAGAUUUGACCAGGGUUUCAUUUUUCAAAUCACUUCAUUUUAUCUAUGUGUGUGUGUGUGUGUGUGUGUGUGUGUGUGUGUGUGUGUGUGUGUGUGUGUGUGUUGUUGAAUGUGUGUGU